UCGUGUUAUCCAGUAUUGUCGACUGUUGUCGACUCGAUACUUCGGUGUUUUCACUUCAAUUUUCGACAAUUACACAUCCUAAUUACGCGAUAAUCCCGAGCAAACGAUUACCGGGAAGGUAUCCUCGGAAAAACUAAAACCAGUGUCUCACCGAUAAAAAUCAUCGACUCCUGGAGCAAUCGCGUUCUCUCGGAAAAUUUUGUGUUUCAGUGAUCAGUUAUGUGAAAGACAACAAUGGAAAAACAAACGUCUGAUAACCCCUGAUAAACGUGAAAACAACUUCCACGUUUUCCCUUUCUUCCUCGGCCUUUCAUCCCGGGUAAAAGGAAAUCUAGGAAAAAAAAAUUCCUCGGAGACGACGAGACGAGAGAUGCUGUUGGCACUCGGCCACCGACGUUUUCACUCGGGAAAUUGUUGGAGGAAAUUUGAUUGAUAAAACGGAUACCGAAGCAGUCGUGUAAAUUGCCUGUUGGAUCCCGAUGAAGCGAGGAAGGCCCCCAAAUUGCCAUGCAUUAUCCAUCACCACGUCAAUCUUCGCCAUCAUACCUGGGGACCUGAUAAAAAAAGAAUAACCCACCCUAAAUGUACACCCGCCUGAUACCCGAUGACAUGGCAGCCACAGCCAAACACGAGGUGCGUCCAAAGUUUCCAGGUGACCCAGGUGAAGAAGACAUAGCAGCAAUAGCAAAACAAAUAAGCGACCACGCAGAGGCAAUCUACCAGACCUGGAAGAGUCGUGGUCUAGCCCCGACAGAAAUUCUCACCUGUCACAGCAAUGCAACAGCAGCCGACAAAUUUGGCAGUGCCCUGACCCCCUCGACCCCCCAAAGAAGUAAAAAAUUCACCACCAUCAAGGGAAUAAUGACAGGUGACAUCCCAGGUAAUUCCCACCACCAGGAGACAGACUCUGGUCUCGAGAAACUCGUGAAUAAUUUCGUAGUCGAGGACAGGGCACGUCAACGCUCUUAUUUGUCCAAGACACUGCCCUCGUCGAUUCAAUUUGCCCUGGAGAAAUUCGAGAGGAACUCCCAGGUGAAGCCCCAGAUCCAGGCGAAGCCGAAGAUAGUGCCGAAGCCAUUGAUUUUGUCAGGUAGCUCUGAAAUAUGUGAGACUAUCGAGACAAUUCUUCCAGGGGAUGCACCAAAGAGACCCCUCAGCGUUUUAUUGGCAUCACCGAAGCCUCAGGAUGAAUCUCUGAUCACCAAUCAGUCACCAGGAAUGACCACUUGGCCCCUCAAGAAUAAAUUAUUCAGUGAAUCGACAUCUGGAUGUAAAUCCAAUAAUUCAGCCACUGCUUAUCUCGAUGAAGUGGCGAGGGAAGAGGAGAGACUCAUCAAUGCUCUCAAGACUGGUGCUGUCAUCGGUGAGGAGUCGUCAGCACCCAGGAAAUUGCAGAAGCCAGCGAUUAUCAAGGAGAAGCCGAAGCUCACGUCUAAUGGAAUUGUUGCUGAGCAGGCCAUUCAUUUUUUACAGCAGAAGCAAAAAAUAUCAGCGAAUUAUCAGGAUAAGGAAGGAAGGGAGGAGGUGGUGGUGACUAGGUGGGGCCCCAGGAUCACCUCACCCAGGAGCAGGGCUGAUCAGGUGCCUCAUCCUGAGCUGACUAGUCAGCAGAAGCAGCACAUCAGGGCGGCGGCUGCUGCUGCUGCUGCUAGUGAUUCCCAAGGAGUUGUCAAUCCUGUUAGACCGUUUUUGACGAGGGGAUCGGUUGCUGAGAGGGUUCUUAUAUUUGAAAAGUGCCCCAGUGAACUUUUGUUGGAUAAGAGGGGACCCAGGGCAACUCCUGGGGGGAAUAAUGUCAGAAAUGGAGGCACUGAGGCCGUCAAGACUCAGUCGUACGUCAGAGAGAGGAUCCAACAGCAGCAGUCGAAGGUCCUUCCACCUCACACGACCCUCCAACGUCACGUAAAAGCCAACAAAAACGUUCGUAUCCCUCGAUUCUACUUCCCAGGUGGCAAGCCAACUCCACUCUCCCAGAUCGAGGCGACAAUAACCAAGAUCACGAAGGCAUUUGAGAGUUUGCCAGGUCAUCGUGCCACGAGAGGACAAUUUCACGUUAUUUCAAAGGCAUGCGAUUUGCCAAUUUAUUGGAAAGUCCCCCUGUUCCUGGCUGCUGGUGGGGACAAGAGUUCCAGUGUCGAGAUGAUGGGUUUUAUCAAUUUCUGGAGGGAAGUUUGCAAGACCCAUCACGAUUCUGCUAGCAAAUUCGUCAGGAUCAUGACCAGGGGCGCGAGGGACUCCAUCCUACCGGAGGAUCUUGUCUGCCUCAUCCAGGAUGUCGUUGAAACACAUCCAGGACUCACUUUCCUCAAGGAAGCCACGGAAUUCCAUUCUCGUUACGUUCAUACGGUAAUCGCUCGAAUUUUCUACUGCGUGAAUCGUAGCUGGAGUGGAAAAAUAAGUGUCUCCGAGGUACGCAGGAGUAAUCUCCUGGAGAUAAUAGCAAUUCUUGAGCACGAGGAGGACAUAAACCAAGUGACAUCGUACUUCAGUUACGAGCACUUCUACGUGAUUUACUGUAAAUUCUGGGAGCUAGAUAGAGAUCACGAUCUCCUUAUCGACAAGAUGGACCUGACAAGGCACAACGAUCACGCCCUGUCGACGAGGCUAAUCGAGAGAAUAUUCAGUGGUGCUGUAACACGUGGUGGUAAGGGACGUCAGGCCGACGAGAAGAUGACGUAUACCGAGUUCGUGUGGUUUUUACUUAGCGAGGAGGACAAGAAUCAUCCAACAGCUGUGGAAUACUGGUUCAGGUGUAUGGAUCUCGAUGGUGAUGGCUACUUGUCCAUGUAUGAAUUGGAAUACUUUUAUGAGGAACAGCUGCACAGAAUGGAGGCCAUUGGAAUGGAAACUCUACCUUUUGAGGAUUGUCUGUGUCAGAUGCUCGAUAUGAUUCAUCCUGAGAUACCUGGGAAAAUAUCCCUGAGAGAUCUCAAAAGGUGCAAGAUGACAUCCAUUUUCUUUGAUACUUUCUUCAAUCUUGAGAAAUAUCUCGAUCAUGAGCAGAGAGACCCCUUUGCAUCCACCAGCAGGGAUCAGGAUGCUGAUGGUCACGAGAUGUCGGACUGGGAUCGAUUCGCUGCUGAUGAAUAUGAACUUCUGGUGGCAGAGGAGAGUGGGAAUGACCAGAACGAUCAAAUGCUGUACGAGCCAGCAAUGGAGGAAGACGCGUUUUCUGUUGAUUUGGAUAGUAUUACCUCUGACCCAAAUGGUCACAGCAAAACACGUGAUUGUUAUCCGAGGGACUACGACAAGUGCAAUGAGUCUAAAGGACAGAGUUACGAUAGUGGUGACAGCGAUGAUUACGCCGAGAGUGACAACUGAUAAGUGGAAUUGAACAGAUCGACAAAAUCUGCAUGAUUUUUUUUUUUGUCUCGAGGGAUGAGUGAAUGCCACUUUAUUUGCAGGUGCAAUUAUUUUUUCUUUUCUCCAAAAGUGUAAAUAUCUUUUGCCAGCAGCGAGAGCCACUCGUGUACUGAUAGCCAUUUUUUUUUUACUUUCGUCAGUUAUUUCACUGGAUUUUAUCAAUUUUUUUUUACACUCAAAUGUUUGAGAGGCUUUUUUUCUAUUAUUCUUACUGUUACGAGGAUUAGUUGAUUUUUCAGGUGAGAGUUGAGUGACAUUACGAUUCUAGUCUGACGCAGCGUGCGUAUAUUAUAAAGUGAAUAUAUCUUUCGUAAUAAAUGAAUUAAUAUUAAAGUGAAUUGGAAAAGGAUAUUUGGCUUCUGUUGAGGAGUGGGGGAAUUUGAUCUUGCUGUUGUAACAAGAGGAGAAUAUAUUUUUGCUAACUAUCCGGGGCUCGAGGGAAGUAUUUAAUCAUUUCAAUACCGAAGUGGUGAAAUAGGAUAAGUACACUUUUUUCGAGGCGAGUUUUUAGCCGAUAUCUCGGAAUUGAAGGGGCAUAGCGAUUUUUUUGUGGAAACAUUUUUUAUAGAAAAUUAUGAGAGCUGGA
Messenger RNA from Fopius arisanus, 3949 nucleotides. RefSeq lists its product as uncharacterized. Gene Ontology annotation, cellular component: protein phosphatase type 2A complex. Bases 583 to 3321 code for a protein of 912 amino acids. The transcript has 7 exons. Gene Ontology annotation, molecular function: calcium ion binding; protein phosphatase regulator activity. Gene Ontology annotation, biological process: protein dephosphorylation. The record is from RefSeq and is a predicted model, not a curated record. Lineage: Eukaryota; Metazoa; Arthropoda; Insecta; Hymenoptera; Braconidae.